This is a messenger RNA of Tetranychus urticae (two-spotted spider mite), 2498 nucleotides long. RefSeq names its product glycerophosphocholine cholinephosphodiesterase ENPP6. The record is from RefSeq and is a predicted model, not a curated record. Lineage: Eukaryota; Metazoa; Arthropoda; Arachnida; Trombidiformes; Tetranychidae.
UUGCUUUUUCAUCCCAAUCAUUCAAAUCAUCAUCAUAAUCAUCAUCACCAUCUUCAUUAUCUUCAUCUUACUCCCACAAUACUCUCACUUUAAUGUUGUUUAAGGAGACAAGGCAUGAAAAAAAAACAUAAUCAAGUGAACAACAAUCAAAACUGAAUCUCGACUGGGUUUCACUUUCCCUCAUCACCAAUCAAGCCAACAAUCUUCCGACGACUUCAACUCAUUUAACUUACAACUGGAAACAAUCAGGCAACAUCAAUUGAGUAACAAUUUGAGUCUUUUUUAACAUUGCCAACAAAGUCAACCAGUCAACAACAACGACCAAGAGUGGACCUAAAGUGGUCGAGGCGACUUAAAAGAUCAACUUUCUUCCUCUUCCUACUAUUAACAAUCAUCACCACAAUAACCACCACAAUUACAACCACAAUCAUCAUCAUCAUCACCAUCAUUUUCAACAUCAUCCUUAUUUCCUGCUCAUUUAGCCUUUUAACUCUUUCAAAACACUUUCACUUUUCACCUGAAAUCAUUUAUAUUUUGUACUCUUUGCAUGCUUCAUCUUCGGGUUAAUCCAUCAUUUUGUUUAUUAACAUCAUCAUCAAAUUACUAUUUAUCACCAUAUUUAACUAAAACCAACAAUCACACAUAAUCAUAAUGGAUACAUCACCAAUAAUAAAAGUAGCAGCGUUUAUUAAACCUUUACAAUCUCAUUAUUUAUUAACUUCAAAUCCAUUGUCAAAGGUUACAUCCAAACAAUCAGCUGGGACGCAAGUUGGAUCAGUGAAAAAAUUAGUGACAAUCAGUAAAAGGUUAAAAUCAAUUUUACCAGUUUUUAAUGUUUUUAGCGUUAUUUUGUUAUUUUGUAUCAUUGGAUCUCUUGGUGCACCUUCAACCUCAUCAUCAACCUCAUCUCCAUCAUCCUCAUCAACACCAAAAUCAUCAUCAUUUUCAUCUAGUAAAAAACCUAAUAAACAAAAGGUAAUCUUAAUCCUUGCCGAUGGAGUUCGUUAUGAUUACAUCAAAGACCCUAAUCUGAAAGGGAUUCAAAGGAUGGCCCGGAAUGGAGUUAAAGCUGAAUAUGUUCAACCAAUUUUCCCAUCCAACUCUUAUCCCAAUUGGUAUACAAUAGUUACAGGCCUUUACGCUGAAAGUCAUGGGAUGAUUCAAAAUUUCAUGUACGAUCCCGUUGAGAAUGACACUUUCCUAAUGAGUCCUCAUCCAAAUGCAUCCCAUCCUCACUGGUGGAGCAUGGCUGACCCUCUCUGGACAACAGCUGAGAAGCAAGGAGUUAAAACUGCAGUUUUCUGGUGGGACGGAUGUCAAGUUGAGAUACGCAACACAACACCAUCAAUGUGCCUUGAAUAUCAAUCCUAUUGGACUUGGCCGACCGUUCAAAAUGAUACUCUUGACGCUUGCGAUGAGAUAUUGGAUAAUUUUGAGAAGGAUGAUUGGGGUUUGGCUUUGGUCUAUUUUGAGGCUGUUGAUGCCAACGGUCAUGCCUGGGGCUCUGAAUCAAGCGCCCGAAUUGAAGCAAUGAAAGAUUUAGACCAGGUCAUAACUCGGCUUCAGGAUGGAAUUGAAUCUCGAAAAAUGACCGACCUGGUAAACAUUGUACUGGUCUCUGAUCAUGGAAUGGUCACUGUUAUUGAAGAGAAUGGCGAACAAAAUGCCAAAGUGAUUGAAAUUGAAACCAUUGUUGACCCAAAUGAUAUUGUAGUCAUGUUUGACCGAGGAACCACUUCUAUGUUAUUACCUGUUAAAGGGAAGGAACAAAAGGUACUUGAUGAUCUUAAAAAAGCAAGUCCUGCAGGAUUAAGAUUCUAUGCUAAAUCCGAUAUCCCUAUCAAAUAUCAUUUUAAAAACAACCGCCGAGUCUCGCCAAUUUUGUUGGUUGCUGAAAAGGGUUAUUUUGUCCGUGGGUUUACUGAUUAUGGUAAAACCAAACCUUUACCGGACAUUGUCUAUUCUGGACAUCAUGGCUAUGAUCCGUAUGCUGUUAAAGAGAUGAGGACAAUCAUGCUUGCAACGGGCCCUGGGCUACGCAAAGGUUACACUUCACCUCCAUUAAUGAUGACCGAUCAUUACAACUUGGUCUGCCAUUUACUUGAUAUUAAUGCUCAACCCAACAAUGGCUCAUGGCUUCGAAUUGAAGGAAUGCUUGCUGAAGAAUCAAGUCAGCGUCACAGUUCCUUAUGGCCAACAAGUCAAGCCAAUCAUGUUUCACAAUCUAAUUACCUAUCAGCACUAACACUUAUUACUCUUUUUUUAAUUCUAUGCCGCCAUCUUUAACUCUCUCCUGUAUUUUUGUGUGAACUUUUUUUGUUCACUUGUUGAUUCAAACUCUUUAUUAUUUAUCUUUUGCAUCUUCAUCAUGUGUAUCACCAUAUCAUUAACAAAUUCAACACCAUCACUGUCACCAUCAUCAUCAACGUCUUACUUGAUUGUUAUUUUUUUUGUAAUAUCAGAAUAUCAAAGGAAAAAGAAACAUAUUCAAGAUAAAA